AUGUUUGAGAUAUGUGUUUUAUGUUUAUUCGUACUUAUAAAAUCCCAAAUUGUACUGAAAGAAGAUGAAGAGUUUACCACAAAUAAUUUGAUGGUUUAUAAGGAUUUUAAGAAAAUAUUAUACAGAAAUUUCAUCACGUUUAAAAUAUAUGGUGAUUCAGAUUGUGGUUACAAAGUGGACUGGUUUAUUAAAAAUUGCAAAUAUCCGGUGAGAACUGGAUUUACAAAACCAUUAAUAUUAGAAACAAGCAUUUCGGUGUUAUUCCUCAGCGAACUUGCAAGUUUGAACUUGUAUGUCAACAAAAUUAACGUGCAUGAUUAUGUAUUUUGUGUUCUUUGUCCCAAAUUAAACAACGAACCAAAUUUGCAAGAAACUCUCGCAAAAUUUUGGAACUACAAAAUAUUAAAUUUUGUGUUCAUCUAUCGAGACACCGGAUUUCAAUUUUUAACAUACAAUCCCUUCCAAAAUGCGACGAUUUACUUAAACCAAUCAAAAGCACUAUUCCCAGAAAAACUUGUUAAUCUACACCAUCACAAAUUUAACGUGGGAGCUUAUAUAGACUUCCCCAAAAACGUAAAGAAAAAUAACAAAUGGGUGGGUGCAGACUUUAAUUUACUCUACAAAUACGUAAAAGUAAGAAAUGCCACAUACGAAAUUUUUGAAACAACUCAAACCAAUUUAACAAAACUACUUCAACAAAAAAUAGUGGAUUUCACGUUUGUACCAAGUUUUGUAUUGCUGGAAAAUAGUGCUUUUGCACUUAUCAGUUACCCUGUAACUAUGGAUAAUGUGGUGAUUGUGGUACCAAGGCCAAAAAUAAUAUUUGGGGCCACCUUUUCGAACGCCUUUGUGCAGUUUGCAGUACUGUUUAUGCUACCUUUAAUACUAACAAUUACAGCUAAACUUCUGUCUAAAAAUGUUAAAUUUUUCGAUUUGUUAUUCCGCUUAUAUAGCCCGUUGGUUUUACAGUCAAUUAAAACUCUGGACAAACAGAAGAAAACAAUAAGAAUACUCAUAUUUUCUUUGAUAGUUUUUGCUUUGAUCACCAGUAUAACAUACCAAGAUGGACUUAAGGUACAACUACUGAAACCAAAAUAUGUAGGAGAUAUAAAAACGAUUAAUGAGCUUCGUGACAGCGGCCUUAAAAUUAACAUAAAAGAUAAACUGAUUUCUUCCAUACCCACAACAUAUGGUCUGAAUAAACAGCUGAUACCAAGCGUGUACUCCCAAAUUUACGAUAAAAUUUUCAACAAAUCUGUCUAUGAAGCAUUUAUUUUGCCGAAUAGUAAAGCAAGUGCUUUGUUUAAACAUGAUGGAGCCAAAAUGGCAAAGAAAUAUAACUACAUAAAUGAAUAUCUAGUACCUGGGUUUAAUGUUUCGAAGUUGGGUACGGGUGGUCACAAGAAAAAAUCAAGAAACAAAAAAUAG
This is a messenger RNA of Brassicogethes aeneus, 1428 nucleotides long. The record is from the annotation of a GenBank genome assembly. Lineage: Eukaryota; Metazoa; Arthropoda; Insecta; Coleoptera; Nitidulidae.